Molecule: messenger RNA, 896 nt
Organism: Drosophila pseudoobscura
Lineage: Eukaryota; Metazoa; Arthropoda; Insecta; Diptera; Drosophilidae
Gene: B9d1
Product: B9 domain-containing protein 1
Exons: 3
Coding region: 122-838 (238 amino acids)
Biological process (GO): cilium assembly
Cellular component (GO): MKS complex
Source: RefSeq, a predicted model, not a curated record
UGUAUUGCCAACCCUUUCCAACACUAUGCAACGGUAGCUGCUACCUGUCAUAAAGAAAAUAUAUUCAUUUGGAGUGGAAAACUCACCCUUUGCGAGUGUCGUGUUCUUGUCGGUAACAACAAUGAGCGGUUACGGCGCAGGGAACAGUAUCCUGGGCAACCAGUCCACAGGCUCGAAACAAGUAAAACCCAAACAAAAGCCAAAGAAAAUAAAGAAAGAAUUAAAAUGUGCCAAGGAGACGAUGGACUCGAAGGCCACUGCCAGUUACUUCAGUCUCAGCAUCACGGGUCAGAUAGUGUCCGCCACAUUUCCACUGGGCCCCGACAAGGAGUUCGUCUUCCUGCGCUACGAACUGGUGGCCGGGCCCGACUGGCAACUGGUCUCUGGGCCGCAGCAUGGACUCACGCAGCUGGCCACGAACAAGCAUGGACACUUCAACGAACCGAUUGUCUUCAGUAUGCCCAUCGAGGUGACCUACAAGAGCACCAGUCCCUUUGGCUGGCCCCAGCUGCUGGUGAGCGUGUUCGGACGCAGUGGCAUGGGACGGGAGGUCCUGAUGGGCUAUGCCCACAUACAUCUCCCAGUGUUCGGUAGUCGUCCUGCCACUGACGAGAGCUGCGAGCGGGAAGCUUCCAUCCUGCUGCCCAAGUGCCCAAAUAUGAUAGCCGAUGUGACCAGUUGGCUGCUGCGUCGAGAGCCAGAACUAAAGGACCCCAAGGUCCUGCUAAACAGCAUGAAGUGCAAAGGGCUCUCCAUGGAGUCCUACGGCAGCCUGAAGUUCCAGCUGCACACGAUGAUGAGGGGAGCCCGCAAACUGGGCUACAAGUGGCAUGCCUGAGCAGGUGGCAGGCCCGUGGAUGUGUGUCAAUAAAACGUGAACUUAUCGAAUCAGGGAA